Psilocybe cubensis is the source of this 1098-nucleotide messenger RNA. RefSeq lists its product as uncharacterized. Gene Ontology annotation, molecular function: adenosine deaminase activity. The record is from RefSeq and is a predicted model, not a curated record. Bases 1 to 1098 code for a protein of 365 amino acids. Gene Ontology annotation, biological process: adenosine catabolic process; inosine biosynthetic process. Lineage: Eukaryota; Fungi; Basidiomycota; Agaricomycetes; Agaricales; Agrocybaceae. The transcript is spliced from 4 exons.
AUGUCUUCCAUUGGUGGAGCAGCAGCUGUUGCGUUAGGCACUCUAACCCCUGAACAGAUCCUUUUUCUACAGUCGGUUCCCAAGGCUGAAUUACACGCCCACUUGAACGGCUCUAUACCAAUACCCACACUACAAGAACUCGCCUCAGAAUAUCUGGAAGCUAGAGCAUCCUCGAACAAGUCAAGCGAUGCCGAAAUCUCAGACGAGUUGGUCACACAAGGCAUCGAAAAGUUGAUGCAAGGCCCCGUUCUCGACGAGAUCCAUGAUUUCUUCCGUUUAUUCCCUGCAAUUUACACGCUCACUUCUACUCCCGAGGCUCUAGGUCGGGCCACGCGCGCUGUCCUGAGUUUCUUUCUGGAUGGCACACUCCCACAGUGCAACUACCUCGAGCUUCGAUCAACACCCCGCGCGACGAAAUGGAUGGACAGAGAGAAAUACCUUCUAACUGUGCUGGAUGAGAUGGAACGAUAUGAUGUGGAUAAAGUCGGAUUGAUUGUAAGCUUGGACAGGAGGAUGGGUGGGGAUGUUGUCGCGGAGUGCCUGAAAAUUGCUUGCAAGCUGCGUCAGGAGGGGAAACGUGUUGUAGGCAUUGACCUGUGUGGUGAUCCUACUGCCGGAGACAUGGAAAUGUUCUCCCCAUACUUUACAGAAGCCAAAAGAUUUGGGUUAGGAUUGACCUUGCACAUUGCUGAGACCCUACAAAACACUGAGGAGGAAACACUAAAGCUGCUUUCGUAUGAUCCUGAUCGUCUGGGCCACGCGACCUUUCUGAACGAAGAAGCGAUUUCGGUUGUUUUGGAAAAAAAGAUGUGCAUCGAAAUCUGCCUUAGUUCGAAUCUUCUGUGCAAGACUGUAACAACUCUGGAAUCCCACCACAUUCUCCAAUACCUUAAGGCAGGUCAUCCGAUUUCAAUAUGCACUGAUGAUAUCCUACCAUUUCGGACUUCCCUCCUCGCUGAAUAUGCACUCCUCUUAGCCCAACCUCCGUACGGAUUGGGAUUAUCACAGGAACAGAUUCUGAGAAUCGGCGAGAUGAGUUUGCAGGCCCGGUUUCAGCCACCUCACAAUGCUAUUGUAAAGAAAAAAGUAGCACCUUAG